GCAAGGUGCUUUCAAACGUCAAGUCGAAGUUGGCCGCGUUGUCCUCCUUAGCUACGGUGCCGACAGCGGCAAGUUGGCCGUCAUCGUUGAUAUCGUUGACCACAACCGUGCGCUCAUUGAGGGUCCCACCACUGGUGUCAGCCGCCAGGCUUACCCCUUCCGUCGCAUGACCUUGACUCCCCUCGUUGUUAAGGGUCUUCCUCGCGCUGCCGGCCAGAAGGUCGUCAAGAAGUACUUGGAAAAGAACGAAACCAUCGCUGCUUGGAACAAGACCGCUUGGGCCAAGAAGCUCGAGCAACGCCAAGUCCGCUCCAACUUGUCCGACUUUGAUCGCUUCAAGUUGAUGAAGUUCAAGGCUCAGGUAAAUCGCGCAGUUCACAUUUGGAUACAUGAUGAACGUUGUUGACUCACUCUUUUUUUCCUCUUCUAGCGCCGUUUCGCCACUCGCACUGCUGUUGCUCAGGCUAAGAAGCAGGCUGCUUAAAUUUUCCGUUACAUACAAUCAGCUCGCUUCAUAAAUAAAUACUACAAAAAAAGCAAGGCAGACAACUUGAACCUUCAUGUGCAUUUGAUAUACUCGA
This is a messenger RNA of Radiomyces spectabilis, 581 nucleotides long. RefSeq names its product ribosomal protein L14-domain-containing protein. The transcript has a single exon. The annotation marks the transcript as partial. Lineage: Eukaryota; Fungi; Mucoromycota; Mucoromycetes; Mucorales; Radiomycetaceae. Gene Ontology annotation, molecular function: RNA binding; structural constituent of ribosome. Gene Ontology annotation, biological process: translation; ribosomal large subunit biogenesis. The record is from RefSeq and is a predicted model, not a curated record. Gene Ontology annotation, cellular component: ribosome; cytosolic large ribosomal subunit.